Molecule: messenger RNA, 5919 nt
Organism: Mytilus trossulus (common blue mussel)
Lineage: Eukaryota; Metazoa; Mollusca; Bivalvia; Mytilida; Mytilidae
Product: DENN domain-containing protein 1B-like
Exons: 23
Coding region: 164-3163 (999 amino acids)
Biological process (GO): endocytic recycling; endocytosis
Cellular component (GO): cytosol; intracellular membrane-bounded organelle
Molecular function (GO): phosphatidylinositol phosphate binding; guanyl-nucleotide exchange factor activity
Source: RefSeq, a predicted model, not a curated record
UUGACGUCCGAGAAACCCGAAUAGAAGAUUAUGGAGGACUGCCCACAACUUCCCGUCUGAGUUCUGAUAAUUUUGAUCCUGUUUCUAAACUAUGGAACAAAAUACAAACCCAUAGAGAUGUACAAUUAAUCACUUCGUGGACAAGACAGUUACACACUGUAAAAUGGGGUCAAGAUUAAGAGAGAAUCCAGAAAAGUUGUUUGAAGUUUUCUUAGAGAUAGCAAAACCAGAAAAUGAUGAGUCAAUUGUUGUUGAUGACGAGACUAUAUUUGUACAGAAAUAUCCUAGAGAUUAUAAUGAUGAGCAAACUUUAAAACCUAUACCCAUGUUUGCAUUUCCAUGUGACAGUGAAAGGUACACAACAAAAGUUGAUCAUUUUACAUUUGUAUUAACUGAUCUUGAAAGCAAGUAUAAAUUUGGAUACUGUCGACAAGCACAAGGAGUUCAGACAUGUCUGUGUAUUGUCAGUUGUCUCCCCUGGUUCGAUGUUUUCUACACAAUACUGAACAAGUUGGCUGAGAUGAUAAACACCACUGAUAAUGAUGAUAACGUGACAGAAUUAUUACGAGCUACUUAUGCUAAUGGUGUACCAACACCUGGGGUACCAGUUCAGAUCAUUGUCGGACAGGAUAUGUUAAAUUUUACAGCCCCAGAUAUAAGUAAAUUACCUAGUAUACCUACAAAUAGAAACUUAACAGAAUACUACAGUGCAGUUGAUACAGAAAAUAUGAUGAAAAUAUUUGCAAGUAUGUUACAUGAAAGACGUAUUCUUAUAACUUCUAAGAAAUUAAGUCGACUGACAUCAUGUGUGCAUGCCUCUACAGCUCUGCUAUAUCCCAUGCAUUGGCAACAUUUAUUUAUACCUAUAUUACCGCCACACCUGUUAGACUAUGUGACAGCACCAAUGCCCUAUGUAAUUGGAAUUCAUUCUGCAGUAUUGGAGAAAGCAAGAAAGAAUGAGAUCAGUGAUGCUGUGAUAUUGGAUGUAGAUACAAACACAUUGAUAACAGAUUAUGAUGAUUUUGAAGAUCUUCCUUCAGAAAUUUCUUCCUAUCUGAAGAGGCAUCUGAAGAAAGAUAAAAUCAUCCAGCAAAUGUCAACUAAUGGGGAUGUUAUAUCCAAGGCUUUCAUGCAGGCUUUAGUAAGGCUCAUAGGUGGCUAUAGAGAUGCUUUAAGAUUUCAUCCUGGUGAACCUAUAACUUUUGACCCAGAAGCAUUUGUGCAGUCAAGACCAUCCUCAAUGCAGCCAUUUCUGGACUCGAUGUUUGAACUACAAAUAUUUCAACAGUUUAUAAAUGAUCGACUUGACAUGUUGAAUCUAGGUAAAGGUUUCAGUGAUUUAUUUGAAAUGGAGGCUAUGUUACAGGCAGACAAGCUCAAUUCACAAUCAAGAUAUAAAGAAUGGUUGGGUAAUAUGAAGAAACAGGGUAAACAGAUGCAGAAAAAUUCAAAGGAAUAUUUUAAAGACUUCAAAGACAAGUGGCAUGAUAUGGACAUUAAAACCAUGUCUCAUAAACACAUAUACAAUAUGGCUGCCAAGGUCAGUACAGCUUCAGCCAAGGCUGCUCCUGUAGUUUCUAGCGCCAUGCAUACUGUACGACGAGAAGGAAAGAAAUUUUAUACAGGUGUAAGGAAACAAGUGCAGGAUAUACGAAAAGAUGAUGAACAUUCUAGAACAAAAAGUAUGAAACAGCCCAGGCCUGAUUCAAAAGCAUUAUCCCGUAACAGGCCCGCCACUGUAAUACAUGCUGCAGAGAUAAAACCUAUUCGACCUUUACGACCUGGUAAUGCACCUAUAAUACAGGUUACUGGUACAGAUAGCAGGGUGUCAAAGUACAAGCUGGUACAUUUGGCUGAUGAAAAGAGUGUUGAUGACUCAGAAGCAGACCUAUCUUAUAAUCGUAUAAGCUUUAACCUCUUGUCUGACCCAGACCUCCAGGUAGCAAUGAACAAAUCUGCCAGUGUAGAGGAUCUAGGAAAUUCACCAAUUCAUCAUUCAGUUCUUCUUGAAGAAAGUGAUGCUUCAUCUAUAGACUCAUUUAGUAUCGCUCACAGUGGACGUGCUUCACCAAAUCACCAAGAAAAAUCCAGUAUGGUUUUCGAAGAAACUAGUUCAAUAUCAUCUACUUCUACAUUUGACAGUGCUAACAUUCCAUACAUAGAUACUUCUGACGAUGCUACCAAACAUCCUAUAGCACCACCAAGGAAACAUAGACGACAAAAAAAUACUACCGAAUUAGGCGAUAGACUUAUAGGGAGAAAAACUCAAACUGCUGACAGACUUAUUGGUCAUAAGAAUCCACCCCCAAAACCAGAUCAGCCACCUAAACCUACCCCAAGGAAAAGUUUAUCAAAGGACAUUCCACAUACUGAAAUAACCUCAGUCCCUCUUAUAGAAUUAGACUCACCUGAGUAUGUGGAUGUCUUUGACCCAUUUAGUAGUGGUAAUUCAUCCACUGUUGGAAGGGUUGAAGAGAUCAGAGAACUUUUUUCAAGUCCAGAAAAUUCACCAGGAAGACAGGGUUCUACAGAUGUUAAAUUCCACGAACUAAGUCGUACACAUGCAUUUAGGAAACAGGCUUUAGACACACCAAAAAGGGAUUUUUGUAAGGCUGAUAUUUCACCUUCACCAGAAAAGGAUUUAAUGUCAAAUAGGUCUACUAGUGAUUUACCAAAUAAGUCAAAUGACAAAGCUAGUGAAUUAUUUGCAAGCUUUGAUCCACUGAUAUCAGAAAAAUGUAAUUUAUCGCCUGGUUUACAAAAUAGUGAGACACAAGGAAAAGAUUUAAUUCAAAGUUGGAAUAUAAAUCAUUUAAAGAGUGGUUCAAGAGCCAAAUCAUCCUUGCAGUAUUUGGCAGGAGGGAACAAUGAACCCAGAUGCCGUGAUCCAGUCGGAGUAACAAAUAAUCCAAUUUACGGAACAAAGCCAUUGGGACAUAAUAAACCUGUAUUGCCACCGAGACCAAAGACUGUGGUUGGUAGUGCUGCUCUAUCUAGUCCAUUUAAACCAGUUGACAACCCGUUUUACAAUGUUAAUAAUUCAAAUUCAAACUCUGCCAAAGUUCAAAGUCGGAAUAGUGACCCUUUUAGUGACCUUCAUGAAAUUAGUGUUAGUAACAGAAAAAGUCAAGAAUUUGCUCAAUCAAAGUGGGAGAAAUUUUAGUCAUUCUCAAUUAUAAGUUUUAAAUAUUAGAUUUUAAUGAUUAAGAAGUACAGAAUAAUUUUACUGAAGGUGUAAAUCACAUGCUAAGAUCCAAAUUAUUUGCUCAAAAGUAUACAUAAAUUUUCAAAAAGAGAUUAAAUUCACAAUUCUUUUAAUGAACUUGUAAUGACUGAAAAAAAUAAGACCGUUAAUCAAUUAAAAUUGAAUGUAGUCCUCUCAUUAAUAUCACACAUAAGAAUCAUUUAUCUAAUUCAGAGUUAUUGCUUUAUUUGUUGUAUAAAUCAAUCAUUAAUUCUUUUUUAUGUAAAAACAGGAGUGAAUGGCAUUAUCAUGAAUAUAUUGAGAAAUUUUGUUUUUACUUUAAAUACUGACUUGCCAUUUUAAAAAGGUUUUUAUAUAUACACUACUCAUGUACAUGUAUAUCUAGAUAAACUAAAUAAAAAAUCUACUUUUGAUAAGCUUUUCAAACAUUAUCAAUAAUCAUGAUAAUUGUAGUGUUGCUGAACAGUAGGUUAUAAAUGAGAAACUACAGAGCAAAAUUAUAUUUUUUAACCAUGUUAACCUUUUUUUUCUGUAAAUAUUGGAAUCUUAAAGAACAAAUUAAAGUUUUUAUCUGUAUCAAUAAUACCAUGAAUGAAUAUUUAUAUAUAUACUUGUGUUUUUCCAUUAGCUAACUAUUUUUUUUCCUUUCUCUCUUUUUUUCAAUAUUUUCAAAUGUAUGGUAAACUUUUUUCUAUUAUAUCAUAUAUUUUUUUGAAUUAUGCCCUUUGAUGUCUCUUCAAAUGUGCAUUAAUAUUGAUGAAAAUUGAAGUUAAGAUUUCAAAUCAUUGAGCAUGUAGUUAUCUAUUACUAUCAUGACUAUUCUAACUCCACCUGUUUUUUCUAAAACAAUGUUAUGACAACUAAGGGGUUUAUGCACACAUACUUGUUUUUAUAUGAAAAAGAAAAGAUUUCAAUUAGCUUGAAUGAGUAUGGAUGGAGUAUUUUGCUUAUGUUUUUAAUAUUAUUUAUGUUGUUAAUGUGUACUGCAGUUGUGGCUUUCAUAAUCAUGAUAAUAUCAAUUCUAAUUUUUACAUAAAAAAUUGUUAUAGUUCUUGACAUUACAAAAUAUUGUUGUUAUGUUAGAUAUUAUUGGUAUAGAUGUUUAUAAUUAAUCUAGUUUAAAUAUAUAUUUAUAGCAGAGGUCUGCUGUCCUCUCUGAUGUACAAUUUCUUUGGGUUUUUUUUCUAGAAAUGAUUAAACAUUUUCACCUUGACAUGCUGCUUAAGGUGGUACCAAAUACCUCGACUAAAAUUAAUUUGGCUUGUUAUAAAAUAUUUACUUCGCCCCCUAUAUAAAAUAUAAAAUAUAAAAUUUUAGAAAAAUUGUUGGAUAUAUAGCAGAUUGACAAACACUUAUUUUCAUCAUCCAGAAGCUUUAUAUUUCCUUAACAACUGACCUUAAGACAGGUUUAGUCUUCAGAAAUCUCUGAUACAAAUAUUUUUUUAGUAACGUUACAUUUAUGGUUCUAAAAAAGUUUUCUUUUUUAAAAUUGUGUCAGUCCUUUACAAACUUGUUGAUCAAAACCUUUGGGACCACCACAUUUUGAGAACACGAGACCUCCAUAUUGUCCAGUAGAAAUGACUGAAUAUUGAUGUGUAUUAUAGAAUUUCUCCUUUAUCAGAAGUUUUUAUGUGCAGGUGUACAAUUGAUAGACCUUAAAAUUCAUUAUGAAUUUAUUUAAACUGGUCCAAUGUUGUGCUUACCUCACUAAAAUAAGGAAUAAAUUUUUUUAAUUAUUUAAAAAGCUCUUACAAGUCUCGCGCUUUACCAUGUUUACAUAUUAAAAUUUAACUGUCUUGAGUGGAGAAAUAUCAUAACACGUUUGUUGCAGUGGUGGAAUAUAAAUAUCUUAACUCAAUACAUUUCUUUUUUUUAAAUAUUUGAAAAAGAAGUCUGAAAAGUGGGAAAGUUAUUAUAAUAUCCACAAGAUUGUGAAAUGAGUAAGGGGCAUAGGCAAAAACUCAUAAACAUGAUAAAGGCUUUUUUUUUUUAUUAAAAGGCUAAGAUACCAAACAUACUAUAGCAUUUUACAUGUUUAAGAGUUAUCUUGUCAGGAAAGGACUGCCACUGUUAAUGAUAUAGUUUUUUUAGAGGUAUAUAAGAUAUUCAGUUACUUCCCUUUAAGCAGACUUGCAGCAUUAAUUAUCAGAUCUUACUCUGUUUUUUGUUGUGUUAAUACAUUAGUUAAGUUCACACAUUGUGUUCAAAUAGUUUCAUUAUUUAUUACUAUUGUUUUCCAAAUUUGAGGAACAUUAUUAGUAACUGCUGAAAUUUUCAUCCUAUUUUUUAUUUUUUUAUUUUGAGUGCUGGUAUUAAAUCUAAACAUUCCAUGGGUAUAAGUCAACAGUGACCUAAUUAUGUAUUUCAUUAAAAAAACGUCUGAUUAUCAAAUUUGAAAAUUGUAAUUAGAACUGCAUAUAUAAAAUUUACUCAAAUUCAGGACUAAAGAUUACAGUGAAGAAAAUUUCAAAUAAACUUGAUUUUAUUUUUAAUUUAUCACUAGAAUGAACUCUGAUUACAUGGUCAAUUUGUAGUUUAGAUGAAGUUUUUGUGUGAUAUUGUGCAUGUUAUGUAGUUCUACUUUAAGGUAAAGCCUAUAUUGCUGCUGAGCGGUGCUAUGUGUUUUAAGACAAACAUUACUGUGAUAAUUGUUACAAUACUCUGGUUAGCUUGUUACAAUGCAAUCACAGAAAAUAAAUCAUGUAUCACUUAAA